Molecule: messenger RNA, 2058 nt
Organism: Lachancea sp. 'fantastica'
Lineage: Eukaryota; Fungi; Ascomycota; Saccharomycetes; Saccharomycetales; Saccharomycetaceae
Source: the annotation of a GenBank genome assembly
AUGUCUCCUGCAAUCUUGCAAUCAACACAGUCGGAAGAUGUUCCAUUGGUAGCGUCCAUCGACGUGGGGACAACCUCAUCAAGAGUUAUUCUGUUCAACAUUCAGGGCCAAGAAGUGUCCAAACACCAGAUUGAAUAUUCGACAUCUGCCUCUAAGGAACGUUUUGCUCCCGUAGGCGCCAGACGUUCUUCCGUGGACACCACAGCUGCUGGGGUAUCGACCGCGACUGGCAGUCCCAAAAGUGCAGCUGGUUCUUCCAGCUCACAGCCAAUUUUUUCAGCAGAAGGUAUCGCUAUUGAGGCCACGGAAUACCUUGAGAUUGAAGACCUUAAUCGUCCCUCUAGACCAACACUCAGCUUCCCACAGCCAGGAUGGGUCGAAUGUGAUCCACUUGGAAUCCUAGCACACGUUCUUCAGUGUUUUGCCGCAAAUCUCAUUUCCAUGAAUAGUGUUAAUGGUGACCGAGUUUCUGCUAACUUGCCCCCAUAUCGCAUCCAGUGUAUCGGUAUUGCAAACAUGCGUGAAACCACAUUAGUGUGGUCCAAAAAAACUGGGGCUCCUAUUGUUGACUAUGGUAUAGUCUGGAACGACACGCGGAACAGCGGCAUUGUCACUGAGAAACGUAACAGCACACCACAAGAGCUGCAAGACCAUCUAAGAGCUAUGACUGGGCUGCCUUUGUACUCGACCUAUUUCUCGUGCUCCAAGCUGCGCUGGCUGCUUGAUAACGAACCUAAGGUUCGCGAGGCGUACGAGGCUGGAGAUCUUAUGUUUGGAACUGUUGAUUCUUGGCUAAUAUACCAUUUAACUACGAACCAUGCGUUUGUGUCGGACGUAACAAACGCAUCUCGUACUGGGUUUAUGAACCUGGACACUUUGGAUUACGACGAGGAGCUGUUAAGAUACUGGGACAUCUCUCGCGACAAGAUCCAUAUGCCAAAAAUCGUGUCAUCAUCUGAGUACUACGGUGAUUUUUCAGUGCCAGAAUGUGUGAAACCCAACCUCACCUCUGUUGCCUGGUCUCUUUUGUGCGAUUUUAUGGGAAGAACUCCGGCGGUGCCAAUUCAAGGUUGUCUUGGUGACCAAAGUGCAUCUUUAGUCGGACAACUUGCUUUCAAACCUGGUGCUGCUAAGUGUACUUACGGUACUGGUUGUUUCUUACUUUACAACACAGGUAUGAAAAAACUGAUUUCGUCGCACGGUGCUUUGACUACGUUUGGCUACUGGUUCCCGCACUUGGAAGAUGAAGAGCAUGCGCAACCACAUUUUGCGCUUGAAGGGUCAGUGGCCGUUGCCGGUGCCGUGGUACAAUGGCUUCGUGAUAACCUGCGUUUGAUUCCAAAAGCAGAGGACAUUGGCCCUCUAGCUUCUAGAGUGACUGACAGCGGCGGUGUGGUAUUUGUGCCUGCGUUCUCGGGCCUUUUCGCGCCUUACUGGGAUGCUAGCGCAAGGGCUACCAUUAUGGGUAUGUCACAACAUACCACUUCGUCGCAUCUCGCCCGUGCAGCUGUGGAGGGUGUGUGUUUCCAAGCCAGAGCUAUUCUCAAAGCCAUGAGUUCAGAUGCUGCCGGAGAAGGCGCCAAGGACAGAGAUUUUCUCGAAGAUGUGGUGGACGGCACUUACGAAAAGGCCCCAUUAUCGGUCUUAGCUGUAGACGGUGGUAUGUCUAAAUCCAAAGAAGUUAUGCAAAUUCAGGCGGAUAUUUUGGGACCCUGUGUUAAAGUAAGAACGUCAGCGAGCUCGGAGUGUACCGCACUUGGGGCCGGUAUUGCUGCUGCGCUUGCCUACGAAAAGCGUGAGGAUCGCAGGUUGUGGAAGGACCUCAAAGACGUUAAGAGAUGGAUUAUGUAUGGCGGAGAGGAUUCUGUCGGGAAAAUAAAGGAAUCUGCGGGGAUGUCACAAUCAAGAACGUUUAGAUCUCAAUCUGAGGACCAGGACAGAAGACGGAAGUGGAAAUUGUGGGAAGCCGCGAUCGAGAGGUGUAGAGGUUGGGCAGAUAUCAUGAACGAUGGAAUAGGCAUGAUGCAGAAUGGCACCGCUGCUGCCAAGAACGUGUAA